Messenger RNA from Aedes albopictus (Asian tiger mosquito), 1485 nucleotides. Its product is annotated as melanization protease 1. The transcript has 5 exons. Bases 212 to 1270 code for a protein of 352 amino acids. The record is from RefSeq and is a predicted model, not a curated record. Gene Ontology annotation, molecular function: serine-type endopeptidase activity. Gene Ontology annotation, biological process: proteolysis. Lineage: Eukaryota; Metazoa; Arthropoda; Insecta; Diptera; Culicidae.
UGAGCACAACAUAACAUUUUCGGUUAAAGUUCAUUUUGCGUGGCUCUAGUUCAGUUCGCGUUAAAGUUUUAUUAGUAACGUGCGAUGAAGUCAACUGCAUGUUUGUUUUUGUGUUGUAGUUUAGUGAUGGCAAGAUGGGCAUCUUCACAAACAAUGGGUAAAUCAGUUUUUCGCAGAUAAUUGUACAACCACCAAUGCUCACGAAGGUAAAAUGGUUUCAAUUACGGACUGUCCGCCAUUACUAAAAAUUGCUACGAGUCCGGUGAUUUCGAUACACGACAAAAGGUAUCUCGAAGCACAUAUAUGUGGACACCAACUUGUUUGUUGUGAAGUGUCGAUGAUCAAGGCCACUGAUGUUACUGUUGUGCCAGCCACUACCACCAAAACUAUAUCUACUGCUCCCAUCAGUAUUACUAGUGGUAGAACUUCUGAAUCUGAUUAUGCUGGCUUAUCCAAACUUCCAUUACCAAAUGAUAAUGUUUGUGGCUUGGAUUCCGCAAGCCCACGAAUCAUCGGCGGAGAAAAAACAGAUAUGAAUCAAUUUCUAUGGACGGUUGCUUUGGAUUACAAUCUCCCAAACAAAAAAGGUGUUCGUUGUGGUGGUUCCCUAAUCAACACAAGAUAUGUAUUGACCGCUGCGCAUUGUGUUUACAGCACCCAUGAGAGCGAACUCACUCUUCGCUUAGGCGACUGGGACAUCCAGGAAAAUCCAGAUUGUGAUAGUGAUGGGAACUGUAAUGAAAAAGCAAAAUUUGUAAAUGUGAGUCGGAUAAUUAUUCACCCAGAAUAUAAGCGAGACAGGAAGCCCAAAAAGGUCUACGAUAUUGCACUCUUAAGGAUGGAAAAAGCUCUUCCAGGGAACUACACCAAAUACAUUUUGCCCAUAUGCAUGCCAAUGUCAAUUACGCUCAUGCAGGAUUUAUUUGCCAACAGAAAUGUCAGUAUUGUUGGCUGGGGAUCGGACGGAAAUGAAACCAGAAAUCGUUUCAAAAUGUACUCCGUGAUAACCACUAUCAGCAAUCACAAGUGUAAAAAAGAACUGGAGAAACCCAUAAGUGACAGUCAAAUGUGUGCCAAAUCCUUAACGGGCAACUAUAGUGACGCCUGUGAAGGCGACUCAGGAGGUCCCUUACAAAUCCAAAUAAACGGAACGUACUAUCUCAUUGGAAUUGUCAGCUACGGACCACGUUGCGGCUCAACUAAGCUACCAGCGGUUUACACCAGAGUCACGUCGUACAUGGCAUGGAUAUUGGAGAAUAUCAUAAAUUGAAAGCAAUUAAAACUUUAAACUGUGAAGUUGACUGUUUCGAUAUACCAGAAGAAACAAAAUUUCGAUGAAUAAUAGAAUUUCAGAAAUUCCUUCUUCUCAAACUUCAACAAUGAAUCCAUCCUGGACCUAGGGAAUGAGAAUCCUUCUUCAUCCUAUAGCGCCGCUAUGUUGAUCCUACUUCAAAAACAAACGAUUCAGACACCGAAUAUAUUCUU